AUGUCGAAUUUUCAAGGUGGGUAUCCUCCAGAAGGAGGAUAUCCUCCUGAACAACAAUAUAGUGGUUAUCCACCACAAGGUUACCAACCAUAUCAAACUGAAGGAGAUUCUCAACCCUUAAUUACUCCUCAAGGCGUAUCUUUUGCUGAGCCUGAUAGAUCUUCACGUCAUUUUGGUAGAGCUCCAGCGCGUCAACCACGUCGUUACAAAACUACAAAACGUGUAGAAUUAUAUCAAGGGAAUUUAGUAUUAGAUUGUCCUGUACCUACUGAAUUAUUGAGAAAAGUUCCAAAAAGAGAAGAUAGAGAGUUCACACAUAUGAGAUACACUGCUUGCACGUGUAAACCAGAUGACUUUAAGAAAGAAAGAUAUACACUUCGUCAGCUACUUUAUGAUCCUCCAAGGCAAACUGAAUUAUUUAUAGUGUUGACUAUGUAUAAUGAAGAUGAAGUUCUUUUUGCCCGUACUUUUCAUAGUGUUGUGAAAAAUAUUACUCAUCUUUGCAGUCGUGAUCGUUCUCGUGUUUGGGGUGAAAAUGGAUGGAAAAAAGUUGUUGUAUGCGUUGUAUCCGACGGUCGUUUAAAAAUUAAUCAACGUACUUUAGCUUAUUUGGCUGCUAUUGGUGUUUAUCAAGAUGGUGUAGCAAAAAAUACUGUUGGAAACAGGGAAGUUACUGCUCAUAUUUAUGAGUAUACUACUCAACUCUCAAUUGAUGCUGAUAUGAAAUUUAAAGGUGAAAAGGGUGAAAUCGUUCCUGUUCAAGUCCUAUUUUGUCUUAAAGAAAAGAAUGCUAAAAAGAUUAAUUCUCAUCGUUGGUUCUUUAACGCAUUUGGUGCUUUAAUUAAUCCAACUGUGUGUAUUCUUCUUGAUGUUGGUACUAAACCUGGUGGUACUUCUCUCUAUCAUUUAUGGAAAGCUUUUGAUCUCAAUUCUAAUAUUGCUGGCGCAUGUGGAGAAAUCGUUGCUAUGAAAGGAACUGCUGGUGUAAAUCUCUUAAAUCCUAUUGUUGCCGCUCAAAACUUUGAAUAUAAAAUAUCCAAUAUUUUGGAUAAACCUCUUGAAUCCGUAUUUGGUUAUAUUACUGUAUUACCCGGUGCUUUCUCCGCUUAUCGUUAUAUCGCUCUUCAAAAUGAUCAAAAUGGAAAUGGCCCUUUGGCUUCUUAUUUUUUGGGUGAAGCAGCUCAUGGUGCUGAUGCUGAUAUCUUUACCGCUAAUAUGUAUCUCGCUGAAGAUCGUAUUCUCUGUUUCGAAUUGGUAGCAAAACGUAAUUGUUCUUGGUUAUUACAUUAUGUUAAAUCUGCAUAUGCAGAAACUGAUGUACCUGAUCAAGUACCUGAAUUAAUUUCUCAAAGACGACGUUGGUUAAAUGGUUCCUUCUUUGCUGGUGUUUAUGCUAUUUGUCAUACUUUUGCUAUUUGGAGAAGUGAUCAUACUAUGAUUCGCAAAAUCUUUUUACACGUUGAAAUGGCUUAUCAAGCAUAUAACCUUUUCUUCUCAUGGUUUGCCUUGGGUAAUUUCUAUUUGACAUUUUACAUUUUGGGCAAUUCUUUAACCGAUCCUCUGGUUAUUGAGGGCCUUUGGAGUAAAUCUGUGGGUGACAUAAUCUUCCAGAUUCUACGUUACAUUUAUCUGGCAUUACUUAUGAUCCAAUUCGUUUUAGCCAUGGGAAAUAGACCUCAAGGUACUCGAUGGGCUUACGUUAGUUCGAUAACAUUCUUUUCCGGCCUUAUGUUAUAUAUGUUGUUCGCGACAGGUUGGCUUACAUAUAAAGGGGUUAAAUUCCAAUUAGAAGAAUUACGUAACACAAGUAGUCUUACUGGUGCCAACAUGUCUACCGCUGGCGCCGUUUUGGCUGACUCUACUUUUAAAAAUAUUAUCCUUUCUGUGAUUACCACAUAUGGAUUAUAUUUCUUUGCAAGUUUCUUAUUCUUUGAACCAUGGCAUAUGUUCACUAGUUUAGGACAAUAUUUGCUGCUGGUACCAUUUUAUAUAAAUAUCUUGAACGUUUAUGCGUUUUGUAACGUUCAUGACGUCAGUUGGGGUACAAAGGGUGAUACUGGAACAAAAAAAGACUUGGGAACUGUUGCUGCGCCUGGAAAAGGUGGUGAGGUUGAAGUUGAAGCACCUGUUGAUCAGAAGGAUAUUAAUGCUGCGUAUGAUGAAGCUGUUAAUGAAUUAUCACGACAUGUUGAAGAACAAGUAAAGAAGCGUUCAGCACAAGAAAAACAAGAUGAUUAUUAUAAAGCAUUCCGUACAGAAGUAGUGCUUGCUUGGACCAUUAGUAAUUGUGCAUUAGUAGCUGCUAUUACAAAUUCCAGUACAACUUUAAAUGCAAUGUUGCCUCAAGAUAAAAGAAGUAAUGAUUAUAUGGCUUUCAUUCUUUGGUCUGUAACUGGAUUGGCUUUUUUCAGAUUUAUGGGAUUGUAA
This is a messenger RNA of Dentiscutata erythropus, 2427 nucleotides long. NCBI's taxonomy places the organism in Eukaryota, Fungi, Glomeromycota, Glomeromycetes, Diversisporales, Gigasporaceae. The record is from the annotation of a GenBank genome assembly.